ACUGAGAAGUGAGGACUGGCGUCUGAGGCCAAGAGACGGCCCCGCUAAGCUGUCUCGAACGCCACCACCACGUGCUUCUUUCCACCGCACAGUCGCACACACUACAGGCACACACACUUCGCUACUAUUCCACUGUACUACUACUUGUUACGACAUUUGCUCCUUGCAUUUCUUCGUUAAACUACGGCUACAGCAAUUUGCCACUUUUUGCCACCUCCCAAAAAUCCCACCAAGAUUCUGUCUUGGGAUCGCUAAAACAAAAGCCAUUCUAAUUCGCCAAAGAAGUCUAAAGAACAGCUCUGCAAAAGUGUCUGCAGAGAAAGAAGAACAGAGGGAAAUUCUUAUAGUCUUUCUCUUGUUCUUUUGGACAACCAAUUCCCAUGUACAUUUCCUCCUCCUCCAGCUACUAUUGCUGUAUCUUUUGGUUUAAUUGGGUUCUCUGCUUGAUUAGCUUUAGCUCAGCAACAGAUCCUUAUGUCUUCUUUGAUUGGACUGUCUCUUAUGUCACUGCCUCACCUCUUGGAGUUAAACAACAGGUGAUUGGAGUCGAGGGACAGUUUCCUGGACCAAUUCUCAAUGUCACCACCAACUGGAAUGUUGUUGUCAAUGUCAAGAAUAAUCUUGACGAACCUUUGCUUCUCACAUGGAAUGGUAUUCAACAGCGGAAAAAUGCUUGGCAAGACGGAGUCUCUGGCACAAACUGUCCCAUUCCUGCUGGAUGGAAUUGGACUUAUCAGUUUCAGGUCAAAGAUCAGAUUGGCAGUUUCUUUUAUUUCCCUUCCCUAUACUUCCAGAGAGCUGCUGGUGGAUAUGGGGGAAUUGUUAUCAACAAUAGAGAUGUUAUUGCAGUCCCAUUUGAAACACCAGAUGGAGAUAUCACUCUGUUUAUUAGUGACUGGUAUAUAAAAAGCCACAAGGAACUCAGAGAGCAGGUUGAAAGUGGAGUUGGCCUUGGUGCACCUGACGGUAUCUUAAUUAAUGGAUUUGGUCCGUACCGCUAUGAUAGUGCAGUUGUCCCAGAUGGUAUUGCUUUCCAGACAAUUUAUGUGGAUCCAGGGAAAACAUACCGUAUACGUGUACACAAUAUUGGUAUAUCUACUAGCUUGAAUUUCAGAGUCCAGAACCACAACUUGCUUCUUGUAGAGACCGAAGGAUCAUACACAGUACAACAGAACUACACAAACAUGGAUAUCCAUGUUGGUCAGUCAUAUUCAUUCUUGGUCACGAUGGAUCAAAAUGCUAGCAGUGAUUACUACAUUGUUGCCAGCCCACGUUUUGUGAAUUCCUCUGCUUGGACUAAGGCUAUUGGGGUUGCUAUCUUGCACUACUCAAAUUCACUUGGACCUGCAUCAGGUCCUCUUCCAGACCCUCCUAAUGAAUAUGACACGUAUUUCUCAAUGAAUCAAGCAAGAUCCAUAAGAUGGAAUGUUUCUGCUGGCGCUGCUCGCCCAAACCCUCAAGGAUCUUUCAAAUAUGGCCAGAUCACCGUGACUGAUGUGUAUGUGAUCCUUAAUAGGCCUCCCGAGCUUAUAGAUGGAAAGUGGCGUACAACUCUUAAUGGUAUUUCUUACUUAGCACCUUCAACACCUCUCAAGCUUGCCCAGCAAUUUAACAUUCCAGGGGUGUUCAAGCUCGACUUCCCAAAUAGACUGAUGAACAGACCUGCAAAAGUUGACACAUCUGUAAUCAAUGGCACUUUCAAAGGGUUUAUGGAAAUAAUAUUCCAGAACAAUGACACAACUGUCCAGAGUUACCACUUGGAUGGAUAUGCUUUCUUUGUUGUAGGGAUGGAUAAUGGUGUGUGGACAGAGAACAGUAGAAGCACUUACAACAAGUGGGAUGGUGUAGCUCGCUGCACUACCCAGGUUUUUCCGGGAGCUUGGACAGCCAUAUUAGUUUCUUUGGACAAUGCUGGUAUUUGGAAUCUUCGUGCACAGAAUCUUGACUCGUGGCACCUAGGUCAGGAAGUUUAUCUUAGCGUGGUGAAUCCAGAUAUGGACAAGAACGAGCUUCCUUUGCCAGAUAAUACAAUAUAUUGUGGUGCACUCUCAUCUUUACAGAAAGACCAGGCCCAGAGAGUCAACUUCUCUCGUGCAUCUCGCUGUCCUGUGGCAAUGAAAACCAUUCUGGCUGCAGUUUUUUUGGCACUAUUCGGUACCUGCUUCACGUAGUAAGUUUGCAGCAAAGUAGAAGCAAGCAAAUCAAGCCCAAUAGCACAAUGGCUAGCACAGAUGCAUUCUGUAACUUAACUUUCAUGGGAAAAGAGGAGAAAUCACACGAGUAGUCGUGCUCUUAACAAUUUUUUCUUAAAGAGUUUCUUUUGACUUUAUGAUAUUUACAUUUUCAGUUUCUUGUAUAUCUUGUAUAAUCUAACCUACCUGUGAGCAUAAUGAGGGAUGAGUUUUGAGUGUCAUGGCACAGGUUGAUUUCUUUGAAAAGGCAAAUGAGAGCUGAUAAAUUGAUAAUUAAUCUUCAGGAACUCUGGAAGAAAUAUGAAGGUCUUGAUUACUGAUAGUACUGUUGAGUA
This is a messenger RNA of Coffea eugenioides, 2527 nucleotides long. Its product is annotated as monocopper oxidase-like protein SKU5. The transcript has 9 exons. Gene Ontology annotation, molecular function: copper ion binding; oxidoreductase activity. The coding region runs from base 381 to 2171 and encodes 596 amino acids. NCBI's taxonomy places the organism in Eukaryota, Viridiplantae, Streptophyta, Magnoliopsida, Gentianales, Rubiaceae. The record is from RefSeq and is a predicted model, not a curated record.